GGGAGGGGGUUUCGAGAAGUCAGGCUGAUAUUAAGUCCACUGACAAAUAACACAAAACUUAUACUAUCACAGAAAUGAAUAGGAUAAUUCUGAGUCAGCAUAAAAUUACUUUACAUUCAUCACGUCAUACCCUAACUAAAAUAUCAAGAAGUUAUCAGUUUGGUAGGAACUCAAGAAGCAGUGGUUUCAGCCAGCCACCAGGUUAUAUUCCGCCACAUAUCUGGAUGAAAUCGAGACCAGAAAGGGAAGAUUUGAAAACAUCCGUAUUCGGUGUUGAUGAAAAAAAGCCUACUGUGGAUGAAAAAAGUUACUUAUCACAUGCCGCUCAUGCCUCCCUAUCCGGUUUUCCUGUUACAGAGAACUUUUCUUAUGAAAUUGUUAAUAAUUCCACUGCUUUGUGUUACAACCAUCUCUCUGUACUUCGACAGUUUCACAGUUUAAACACCUAUUUCUACAUCCAAAAAUGUUACUACCAUAUUUUACAUUUCAGUAACAGAUUAGCUUUUUCUUAUCUGCAAACAAAUCGACAAGUGUUUGCUACGUUGCAAAGGGCUGUUUGAAUUUUUUCAGAUAAUAAAAAGCAACCUCUCCUAGACUAACAAAUAAAUCAACCGAGGCUUGCACAGAAGACCAUUGGUUUACACUCCUACGUUUCAGAACGCUGAAAAAACAAGUAAUAAACCGAUAAAAAGAAACUAAGUCUAAGUAAUAAAGUCUUUAGAAUUGAGGGGAAAUAAAGAACUUAUUCCGAGGUAAAUUUCUCAAAUUCAUUUGUGACGUUUGCAUUUGCUUAGAGCUGUAUUACUUAAGGUAUCCAUCUAUUCUCCGGCACUAGACAUUGGGAACCAGGAACUUAUGACUGUAUACACCAAACCCUCGAUCAAUGAAAUUCCGAAAGUCGAUCAAAAACUAUUAAAUAAUCUUCAAGCUAUGGGUUUGUUUGAGCUGACACCCGUUCAAAAACAUGCCAUUGGGAUUAUGUCAGUUGAUGAAUAUGAGGAGGUUGAUGUUAAAAUAGAUGAGUCCAAUCAAAGCACAGAUGAUAAUCCUCCUUAUGAACGUGUCACUGGUAAAUUUGAUUUAAUGGCAGCUGCACAAACUGGUUCGGGUAAAACACUAGCUUAUCUUAUUCCAAUUUUCAAUCGUUUGUUGAGAGUUUAUCCAUUUGAAGCGAUGCAAUCUUUGCUCAUCUCUCGUACACGACGCCAGUAUCCCUCAUCUGUAAUUUUGGUACCAACUCGUGAGUUAGUCCAACAAAUACAGUUAGAACUACGUAAAUUAUGUAACCAAACCUUCGUUCGAUCAGUAGGUGUAUUUGGUGGUGAACGACCAGAACGACAGAUGUUUGAAUUGAAUAAGGGAUGCCAUUUUGUAGUUGCAACUCCUGGAAGACUUUUGGAUUUCUUGAACCGUGACUGUAUAUCCUUAAAAUUCUGCAGAUCUUUAAUACUUGAUGAGGCAGACCGAAUGCUAGAUAUGGGUUUUGAAGAGCAAAUACGUCAAAUUUUAGAGUCACCAAAAUUUCAAAUGCCUCCACCAACAGGGAAUGGUCGUCAAACUGCAUUAUUCAGUGCGACAUAUCCACGUGAGGUUGCUCUUUUAGCCAAAGAUUUUCUACGCGGUCCAAACUGUAUUUCUCUUACACUCAGCAGUGCUGAAUCUAAUACUGGCACUAUAGUCCCUACGUGGGGAAAAGCAGUUCGUAAUAAAAAUGAAGAUGAAUUUGAACGACUUACACGAAUAAUUCCCAAAGAAAUUAAUCAGCAGUUCCAAGUGGUUGUCGGUAAUCCUGAAUCCGCUGUUCCGAAUCAUCUUUUACAGUUAAUUCUAGAAAUGAAAUCUAAAAGUUUGGAAAGUGUUUGUCGAGUUCUUGUAUUCUGUAAUACCAAAAGGGAAGUUGAUCAAAUUGAUAAUUAUCUUUAUUCUAACGGCAUAAAAUCGACCUCUAUUCAUGGUGAUAAAACUCAGUCUUCUCGUGCAAAAUCCUUAGAUCUAUUCCGUAAAGGAACAGCGAAUGUUCUUGUCGCUUCAUCGGUUGCUGCUCGAGGUAUUGAUAUACCCAAUGUUUUUGCAGUUAUUAAUAUUGGUCUCCCAAAUGAAUUAGAUGAUUAUGUUCAUCGAAUAGGACGAACUGGUCGUAUGGGUAAAUCUGGUGAGGCUAUAACACUUAUUCAUGAAACCUUGUUACAACAACAACAAUCAAGCAGAACAGUAUCACGUGGAAUUUGCCAACUUUUCGAAUCUGUUGGUAAUUUAGAUAAAGUCCCAAAAUUAUUGUUGGAAUAUGCCAAUAUGGAAACUCAAGAAGGGGGAGAACAAAAAUACAAUAUUCGUUCAAAAAAUAAAGACAUUUAUUCGAAAUUUAAACCUCGUUCAUUCACAAAAGGUUAUAAAAGUUAUUCACGUGAUGAUAGUUCGAUGCGAUAUUUGUAAAUAAACAUUAUAAUUCAAUCUAGCAAUAUGUAAUAUAAACAUAAUUCACAUGUAUAAUUAUAUUUGUCUUCAUUUUUUAUGCGGGGAAAAAAGUAUUGCUUAAUAUAUCAUCACAAGUAUGAAAUCCGAGGACAAUCUUCACAUAAUGCCAGAACAUCGGAACUCCAAAUGUGUUGGUUAAAUCGUUUGUAAUAUUUCUGGUUCGCUUUAUACUUUUGGAAUUCUGACCGAUUCUAUUUGUUGUAUACGAGUUCUUAACAAGUCAUUGCAAAUGGAAUAUAUCGUAACUGCUUACAUCGUACAGUCUAUCAACUUUGAAAACUUGACUUUGCUUCAACCCGUAGAGAAAAACCUUCCGCAAAUUGCAACGUAUUUGUUAAAAUAUUAAUAAACACAGAACAUCAAUUGAAAUAGAAUAAUAUGGAUUCGUUAUUUCUCUGCUGCCUACAAUCAUGUAUGUGCAACAUAGAUGUAUGAUACAAUAUGACAUUGAUGACAAAAAGGAUCAUUGUGACAAAGACUAUCAAUAAUAAUUAUAGGUGUGCAGUCAUUUGGAGAUGGAAUUCGGAAAUAGCGAGGGGGCGCGGCAGUAAUUAAUAAAGGUCC
This is a messenger RNA of Schistosoma bovis, 3039 nucleotides long. NCBI's taxonomy places the organism in Eukaryota, Metazoa, Platyhelminthes, Trematoda, Strigeidida, Schistosomatidae. The record is from the annotation of a GenBank genome assembly.